AACCAGGAGCCAGAGGAUGGGACCAAAAUCUUCACUCUCCCUCCGGCAGAACAGCAGCCUUCUCGCUAGCCCUCUCCUCUGAUUUCUUCAAGACUCCUGACAACCAGGAAUAGGGCAGAACUGGACGAGAGUGCCUGAGCUCACUUCUUUCCAGGUUUUCAGUGUCUGGCCCGGAUUCUCUGAAGCAAGACAGCAUCCCAACCCUCUUUCCCGGGGCAAAAACUGCACCCGCUCCCUGCAGCAUCUAGGGCCCGAUAGGAUAGUUGGGUCUGGAACAUCGUUCACAACACAGAAAGGAACGCAUGGGGAGCCUCGACCGUCCAGUCCCCAGGUUACCUAGCCAUCGCCUCUGCUGCCUGUCCAGCAGUUCUCUCCCUUAACCCACCCUAGUUGCUGCCCACCCACCUCCCCAUUACCUCAGCACGCAGCCCCUCCCUGCGUGAUGAUGCAAACCCGAGAGGGAGGGGGAAUAGGGGAAGGGUGGAGAGGAGAGGGGAGGAGGGAGUGGGAGGAGGAGGAGGAGGCUGUGGAGAGAGGGAGCUGAACGACCAUUUAAAGCGAUAGCAAUCCCUUCCCUCUCCCCAGUGCUGUGCUGCUGGGGAGCACGGCGAGGGGGAAAGGGAGAGUGAGAGCUAGAGAGAGAGAGGUAGAGAGAGAGAGAGGCAGAAGGCAGGAGCGCAGUGCGCCCUAGUCUGGGAGGCAACACGGGACACCCCCAUCGUCUCUCCAAUUCCCAAGACUGCCCCCUUGCUUUGCAUGAAGGAGACCCCGGGGGCCCCAGCUGGCCAGAGCAGGGCACCUGGGCAUCGAAGCACUCGCUACCGCCGCCGGGGCCGGGGCCGGGGCCGGGGCCGCCUCCGCCACCGCCACCACCACCGCAGCAGCCGCCACAGCAGCUGCUGCGGCCCCAACUGUUCCAACACCAUGCUCCGGCUGGGGAGAUUGUUCCAUCUCUUGACUUUGAUGAAGUUGCCCUGUUGUUUGCUGGAGGUGCUCCUGGGUGCUGCUGCCGCCGCGCAAGGCCAAGAGAUGUAUGCCCCUCACUCCAUCCGGCUCGAGGGGGAUAUCACCCUAGGGGGGCUCUUCCCGGUGCACGCCAAAGGUCCCACGGGCGUACCAUGCGGGGACAUCAAGAAGGAGAACGGGAUCCACAGGCUGGAAGCGAUGCUCUACGCCCUGGACCAGAUCAACAGCGAUCCGGAGCUGCUACCCAAUGUCACGCUGGGCGCGCGGAUCCUGGACACUUGUUCCAGGGACACUUACGCGCUGGAACAGUCGCUCACUUUCGUCCAGGCGCUCAUCCAGAAGGACACCUCCGAUGUGCGCUGCACAAACGGCGAGCCGCCUGUCUUCGUGAAGCCAGAGAAAGUAGUAGGAGUGAUCGGGGCUUCAGGGAGUUCCGUGUCCAUCAUGGUAGCUAACAUCUUAAGGCUGUUUCAGAUUCCCCAGAUUAGUUAUGCUUCAACCGCACCAGAAUUAAGUGAUGACCGGAGAUAUGAUUUCUUCUCUCGAGUGGUCCCACCAGACUCCUUCCAGGCCCAGGCCAUGGUCGAUAUUGUGAAAGCUUUGGGAUGGAAUUAUGUCUCUACUCUUGCAUCAGAAGGAAGUUAUGGAGAAAAAGGUGUUGAAUCCUUCACCCAGAUUUCCAAAGAGGCAGGUGGGCUCUGCAUUGCUCAGUCAGUGCGAAUUCCUCAAGAACGGAAAUACAAGCCUUCUGAUUUUGAUAAAAUUAUCAAACAGCUCUUGGAUACUCCCAACUCCAGGGCCGUGGUGAUUUUUGCCAACGAUGAGGAUAUAAAGCAGAUCCUGGCAGCUGCCAAAAGGGCAGACCAAUUGGGUCAUUUCCUCUGGGUUGGAUCAGACAGCUGGGGUUCCAAGGUGAACCCCUUGUAUCAGAAUGAAGACAUAGCGGAAGGAGCCAUCACCAUUCAGCCAAAGAGAGCUACGGUAGAAGGUUUUGAUACAUACUUUACAUCACGUACACUAGAGAACAACAGAAGAAAUGUGUGGUUUGCAGAGUACUGGGAGGAAAAUUUCAACUGCAAGUUGACAAUUAGUGGGUCCAAAAAAGAAGACACAGAUCGAAAAUGUACAGGGCAGGAGAGAAUUGGAAAGGAUUCCUAUUAUGAGCAGGAGGGCAAAGUUCAGUUUGUGAUUGAUGCGGUGUAUGCCAUGGCCCAUGCCCUCCACCAUAUGAACAAGGAUCUCUGUGCCGAUUACCCCGGUGUCUGUCCAGAGAUGGAGCAGGCAGGGGGCAAGAAGUUACUGAAGUAUAUUCGCAGUGUUAAUUUUAACGGCAGUGCUGGCACUCCAGUGACGUUUAACAAAAAUGGGGAUGCUCCUGGACGUUAUGACAUCUUUCAGUACCAGAUAACGAACACCACCAAUCCGGGCUACCGCCUAAUUGGCCAAUGGACUGAUGAGUUGCAGCUCAAUAUAGAUGAUAUGCAGUGGGGCAAAGGAGUACGAGAAAUUCCAUCUUCAGUCUGCACUUUGCCCUGUAAGACUGGUGAAAGGAAAAAGACCCAGAAGGGGAUACCCUGCUGUUGGACUUGUGAGCCAUGUGAUGGAUAUCAAUUCCAGUCGGAUGAGAUGACCUGUCAACACUGUCCCUAUGAUAAGCGACCAAAUGAGAACCGUACUGGCUGCCAGGAUAUUCCCAUUGUGAAACUUGAAUGGCACUCACCUUGGGCUGUUAUUCCUGUUUUCUUGGCAAUGCUUGGGAUUAUUGCCACAAUUUUUGUAAUGGCUACCUUCAUUCGUUACAAUGACACACCAAUUGUCCGGGCUUCAGGGAGAGAGCUCAGCUAUGUCCUGCUGACCGGAAUCUUUCUUUGCUACAUAAUUACCUUCCUCAUGAUUGCAAAACCUGAUGUGGCAGUGUGCUCUUUCAGACGAGUAUUCCUGGGUUUGGGCAUGUGCAUAAGCUAUGCUGCUCUCUUGACUAAAACAAACCGCAUUUAUCGUAUAUUUGAGCAAGGCAAGAAAUCGGUGACAGCACCAAGGCUAAUUAGCCCAACAUCACAACUUGCAAUUACUUCCAGUUUAAUAUCUGUCCAACUUCUAGGUGUUUUCAUUUGGUUUGGGGUUGACCCACCCAAUAUCAUUAUAGAUUAUGAUGAACACAAGACAGUAAAUCCUGAACAAGCCAGAGGAGUCCUUAAAUGUGACAUUACAGAUCUACAAAUCAUUUGUUCCUUGGGAUAUAGUAUCUUGCUUAUGGUUACAUGCACUGUCUAUGCCAUCAAGACUCGGGGUGUCCCAGAGAAUUUUAAUGAAGCCAAACCCAUUGGAUUCACUAUGUAUACAACCUGUAUAGUAUGGCUUGCCUUCAUUCCAAUAUUUUUUGGCACUGCACAGUCAGCUGAAAAGCUCUACAUACAAACUACCACUCUUACUAUAUCCAUGAACUUAAGUGCGUCAGUGGCGCUGGGGAUGCUAUACAUGCCGAAAGUGUACAUCAUCAUUUUCCAUCCUGAGCUGAAUGUCCAGAAAAGGAAACGCAGCUUCAAGGCAGUCGUCACAGCAGCCACCAUGUCAUCUCGGCUCUCUCACAAACCUAGUGACAGACCCAAUGGAGAAGCAAAAACAGAGCUCUGUGAAAAUGUAGACCCAAAUAGCCCUGCUGCAAAAAAGAAGUACGUCAGUUAUAAUAACCUGGUUAUCUAACCUGUCCCAUCCGAAGUAAGUGAGGAGGUUGGAGAUCUUCAGUUAUUCAGUCACCCAACCUGGCACAGGACUCUUCCUGUCCUGCCGCAUACCAUCAUCGGAGGAGUUUAACGGCCAGGCAGUUACUGGAGACCAACGUUAGAGGGUCCGAGGAUCCUAAACAGCUGCUUCUGAAAUAUACUUAUUUUCUCUUGGCUUAAUAAGUCACUGGCAUCAGCACUGCCAAUCGGCUGUGAUCUUGGGCCUUUCUAUGACUCAGAGCUUCGGAACUCAAGACCCAGGCUCCUUAUGGGUGAACUGCACAGAGCAGCAGUGACUUUCCAGGGGCAAUUCUGUCUUUCUAUGUAUGUACUUCCAGACUGCAAGGUUUUGAAACUUUCUGUACAGUUUGUGAGGAUUUUUUGCAUAUUGCCAUCUAAUGUUGUAUCCGAGUUCACUGUUUGUUUUGAAUGCCCAGUUCUCUCAGAGCCCUAUUCUCUCAGAUGACAGAUUAUUUGGAAACAACAACAACAACAACAAUAACAAAAAUCUCGGCAGACAAAAACUAUAGCUGUACAUUAUUGUAUAAUUAUUAUUAUUGUACCACAGCAAAUCAUAUAUGUUAUUUUUUUUAAGAAAAAAAAAAGAGAUAUUUAAAGACCAAAAACUGUGCUGAGAAAGGAUGCCCCACCUAACUAUCCUCAGUCUGAUAGGCUUCAAGGAUGGGAAAAGAAAAAAAAAAAGGGAUUGGCAGACUUGAAUAGAGGUCUUGAUAUUUGGAAUGCAUGCCAGUAAUGUAUCUUACAGUACAUGUUCAAAUUUAUGUUUGAUAUUUGUAUUUGUGUUCAAUUUUGUUACUUUAAUUAGGGUAUAUGAAUAUUUUGCAAUAAUUUUAAUAAUUAAGGUAUUUGGAAGAAAGACUAUGGCUUUUUCACGUCUUGAGGUUUUGUUGAUGCCCCUCUAUGACUGACCAGUGUGAUAAGAACUUUAAAAAAAAGCAUGUAUGUUUUUUACUGUUUGUAAGAAGUAAUUUCGUUAAUCUUGCUGCUUAUGUGCCAAUUUAGUGGAUCAACCCGUGCCGCAAAACUACCCCUUUCCAUUCUCUUUCAAAUCUGUGAUAUUGUCCAAGAAUGUAUCAAUAAAAGACUUUGGUUAACUUUUUUAUUCACUGCAAUAAA
Molecule: messenger RNA, 4826 nt
Organism: Monodelphis domestica (gray short-tailed opossum)
Lineage: Eukaryota; Metazoa; Chordata; Mammalia; Didelphimorphia; Didelphidae
Gene: GRM7
Product: glutamate metabotropic receptor 7
Biological process (GO): G protein-coupled receptor signaling pathway
Cellular component (GO): membrane
Molecular function (GO): G protein-coupled receptor activity
Source: RefSeq, a predicted model, not a curated record